CUGCUGGGGUUUAGGGUUUUCAUUCGACUGGACAUACAUUGACAGAGUACGGGAAAUUUAAAUACCCCAGCUUCCCAGAUCAAGGUCGAAAAUGCCAUUCGCCAGUACUGUUGGAGCAGAACUCAAAAUUGCAAAAUUAUUUUGUUGUGAAACAACUAUAGACCUGAGCAGGACUUAACAGCGAAAAACAAAAAACCUUCUUUUUACCCUAAACCCAAAAUAGCGGCCAUGGCCGAUGGGAAGCCAUGUGGAUGGAGUGAGGUAGCGAGAAGAGAGGCAACACUGGCACCACCAAAAGAUCAGUUGGUCAUUCCGAAAGAUUUACGGGGGGCUAGUUUCAAAUCGAGUGAGGGUAUUAGCGUGGUUGUGGUGGAUAGCAGUUCUCUCAUUGAUGGAGGGGAAAGAGUUAUGCGCUCUGCAGAGAAACUGGUAUCUGUCAAAGAAGUACUCGAUGAAAUUAAAGACCCCGUUUCUCGUCACAGAAUGGCUUUCAUGCCUUUCACCAUACACACCAUGGAGCCAUCUGAGGAAUCCCUUAAGCAGAUUAUCAGUUUUGCCAGAGCCACAGGAGACCUGCGGUCCCUUUCAGAUGUAGAUAUUAAGCUUCUAGCUUUAACAUAUACCCUAGAAGCUGAAGUUCAUGGAACAGCCCAUCUCAGAACUAGACCCCCUCCCCUUCAUGUAUUGAGGGUUCGAAGGUUGCCUGAGAAGGAUCUUCCUGGUUGGGGCUCUAAUGUGCCAAAUUUAGAUGAAUGGGAAGAUUUGGAACGAACAACAAAUGGCAAUCAAAUCACCCAAUCUCGUAUUCUAGGAUUGAAAAACUUGAAAUUGGAUUCACCAGAGGCCAGUGGGGUAUCAGUUGAUGAGCACACCAAAGCCUCAGUUGCACAGGAAGUGGAGCUUCCACAUGUUGCUAAUAACCAGUCCAAACUUAGUAUUGCAGGACAGGUUGAGGCAGGUGUAAAUCAAAUAAACAAGCCUAGAAAAGAAAAGCCUCAAAAGCGUGAAGUUAAAAUUGAUGGCAAAUUGAUGGUUUCUGAGGGAAUUGAUGCUUCUAAAGGGGAGUCUAAGGAAAAUAUGGAAGAUUGGCAACCAGCUGUCUCUAGAAGCACCAGAAGGAGAUAUAUAAGAAGGCAAGCAAGGAAGGCACUUUCUCAACAAUCACUGGAGUAUGCAACUGGUGCAGAUGCAAAUCUAGAAGCAGAAAUUUCAGCUGAUGUUCCCAAUGAAAUAUCUCAACUUGAAACUGGAAUUCCUAAGGAAAAUACAAAUGCUUCUAUUGAGAAAGAGGCUAGGCAUGAAAACAAACUCAGUGGUGAAAAUAAUAGCAGCAAAACUGGCCUUCAUGGUAGCUUGGUUUCUUCUAAUGACACAUAUUCCAUUAAUAGGGUAGCUAAUUUAAACAUAAAGGAAGGAGAAAAUUCUGAAUCUCUGCAGGAGCAUCAUAUUGCAGACACACUCUGUGUGGAUGAGAUGCACAAUCUCCUCGAUGAAGGGAGUUUGGAGGAUGAGAGUAUAGAACUAGAGGUAGAUGAUAUGGAACAUAACGAAGAGGAAGUGUGUGGUGUAAGUCAAGUGGAAUGUCUGAAUUCAGAUAGUGGACAUUUAGCAAGCCAUCAAGAGGACAGUGCUAGUGAGCAAAGCCAUCAAGAGGACAGUGCUAGUGAGCAAAGUUGGAGUCUCCGGUCUUUUUCAAAUUCUACCAUUGCAUGUGCAACGAAUGAUUUUGCAAUGCAAAAUGUUAUUCUCCAGAUGGGACUAAGACUUUUGUCUCCAAAUGGCAUCCAAGUGAACCAACUGCAUAGGUGGGUGCUGAAAUGUCAUGCAUGUAAUGGAGUCACUGCAGAUGUGAGCAGAAUGUUUUGUCCGAAGUGUGGAAAUGGUGGUACUUUGAGGAAAAUAUCAGUUACUGUAGGGGGAAAUGGUGUUGUGCAAGCUGGUCGCCAACCACGCAUAAGGAUCCGAGGCACUAGAUAUUCAAUACCACUGCCUAAAGGUGGAAGGGAGGCAAUAACAAAAAAUCCAAUUCUUCGAGAAGAUCAGCUUGCACAUAAAAUUUUGUAUCCAAAAGACAAAAAGAAAUCUGCCAAUUAUGGUUUGGAUAUGCUGAGCUCUGGAGAGAUUAGCUUCGAGGUGAAGGAGAAAAGAGCACCACUGCAGGCUCCAAUACGACAAACUGUAGCAGUUUUCAGUGGUAGAAGAAAUCCAAAUGACAAUCAUUUUUCUCGUCAUAAGCAUUGACAAGAGGAAACAAGGUGUAGUGUGCAGCUCAGCACUUUCCUCUGUACACCCUUGCAGAACAACCCGACUGAAAAAAAGGAAAAAAAUUGGAUGGUGGUUCACCCAGUGUUAUAUGCUAAAAGAGAGUGAGGAAGUUUAAGUUUAAGUAUUUCUUUCGUUCUAAUUUCUGUAUCUUAAAGAGGAUCUCACCAGCAUUUGCUUUGAAUUGCAAGAGUUUGUAUAGAUCACAAAGUAUCAUUGUAAUUAUUUUUUGGUGUUAUCUUGUUAGGUAGCUACUUGGACAAAAUCAAUUUUCAGCGUUGGAGAAUAUUGCUUUUAUGUUUUUGAGGCAAUUUCUCAACGCAGUUUCACCUCAUUUGACAUUUGAGUAAGAGUGAUUUUACUUUGAGAUCAGAAUGUCCAUGGCAUGAGCAUGAAGUUGGUAUUCUCGUAAGUUUACCAAAUUUAUGACGAGAAAGAUAGUAAACUGAGGAACAUUUUACUCGCAAGAAAACAUCGUCCUGCAGAGAAUGAUUUUUUCACAAAAUUUAUGCUUGUGCUGUGGAAGGUCAAUUUUUUGGUCACAUUUACCCUUGCCAUGAAACAAGUGACAAAAGUUCCCAAUGUAUUUUCUAAUGUAAGUGAUAUGCAUGAGCCAAAUUGGAGUGUUAUUUUUUGGUUAUAAAAUGUAUAGUUCACAAUCUUAUAAAAUUAUUACCUGAUCACUAGGUUAUUUACUUUCA
Messenger RNA from Cryptomeria japonica (Japanese cedar), 2963 nucleotides. RefSeq names its product RNA-binding NOB1-like protein. The record is from RefSeq and is a predicted model, not a curated record. Gene Ontology annotation, cellular component: preribosome, small subunit precursor. Gene Ontology annotation, molecular function: RNA endonuclease activity. The transcript has 5 exons. Gene Ontology annotation, biological process: maturation of SSU-rRNA. The coding region runs from base 229 to 2241 and encodes 670 amino acids. Lineage: Eukaryota; Viridiplantae; Streptophyta; Pinopsida; Cupressales; Cupressaceae.